CGGAUAGAUGUGGUUAGUUGCUCUACUGUUUAUGAUAACUUUCUGCCGUUUAGGAUGUCUGUGGGUACCAGUUCAUAAAUAGGCGUGCGUGCCGUGGACCUUGGUGUUGCUACUUGCUACCAAUGGUCAUGGCGAAGCAGCACCAUGACAAGGGGUUGCCGAAGCAAGCUCGCAAUGAGCCCGCGCCGUUCCGGCUCGAGCAGUGUUGCCGCUGCGACGAUGCCCACCGUCAGGCCGACGACGAGUCCAUGGAUGCUGCUGGGUCUGCUGGCCCGCUGCACCUGACUCUCGGCCCGCUCGGCUCGGCCGCCGGCCCCCGUUGCUCGUGCGGUGUCGCGCCGGCGCCGGCGCCGGCGGCGCCCGCAACGGUGGCCGUCCUCCGCGGGUCCCGGUACAUGAGGCCGGCGCAGGAGCUGCUGGGCGAGGCUGUGCGCGUGGCCGACCUGGCGGCUGCCGACGACGAAGACGAGGACCAGGCGGCGGAGCGGCUCGAGGGCGGCGGUCACCGGGCGGCGCGUCGGGCGGCCGGGAACGACGGCGACGGCGUCCAGGCCAAGCUCCUCUACCUGCUCAGCGAGCUGGAGAGCAGGCGGGAGCGCUACUUCGGCGAGCUGGAGCGCGUGGUGUCGUCGUUCGAGCCGGCGCUGGGCGGCGGCGCGGCGGCGGCGUACACAACCCUGAUGGCGCGGGCCAUGGGCCGCCACUUCGGCAACCUGCGCCGCGCCAUACUGCGCAGGCUCAGGCUCCAAGCCGCCGCUGCGGCGAGGAGGUCUCUGCGGCGCGGCGGCGAGGACCAGGACGACGACGACGACGACGACGGCGACGGCGACGGCGAGGUGACCGAGGAGCUGGUGGACAGGUUGGCUCGGCGGACGAAGCUGGCCGCGGCGGCGCGGGCGGAGCAAGCGUGGCGGCCGCUGCGUGGUCUGCCGGAUGGCUCCGUGGCCGUGCUCCGGGCGUGGCUCUUCGACCAUUUCCUCCACCCGUACCCCAACGACGGCGAGAAGCUGAGGCUGGCGGUGACCACCGGCUUGAGCAGGCGCCAGAUAUCCAACUGGUUCAUCAACGCGCGCGUGCGGCUGUGGAAGCCCAUGAUCGAGGAGAUGUACAAGGACGAGUUCUCCGACGGUUCCGCCGUCUCCAGCUACGACGACGCCAGCGCCAGCGGCGCCUCCUCAUCCUCCUGAGUCUUGACCACCUCGCCCUCGAGAGCGUUUAUCUAGCUAAUUCAUCACUCGGUUGAUUGGUCCUGUUGCUUUGGGAUUAUAUUAAUUUAUUUAUAUCCAUGCUUAAUCAUGUGCCUCUCUUGUAUUUUUUUUAGAAAAGGACAUACUCCUUCAAAAUCUAGCGACUUUUCGAAUUCAUGUGCAAUGCUAUAAGCCCAUA
Zea mays is the source of this 1386-nucleotide messenger RNA. RefSeq names its product knotted interacting protein 1. Gene Ontology annotation, biological process: regulation of DNA-templated transcription. Bases 123 to 1187 code for a protein of 354 amino acids. NCBI's taxonomy places the organism in Eukaryota, Viridiplantae, Streptophyta, Magnoliopsida, Poales, Poaceae. Gene Ontology annotation, molecular function: DNA binding. The record is from RefSeq and is marked validated. The transcript has 4 exons.